Molecule: messenger RNA, 6016 nt
Organism: Hemiscyllium ocellatum (epaulette shark)
Lineage: Eukaryota; Metazoa; Chordata; Chondrichthyes; Orectolobiformes; Hemiscylliidae
Product: guanine nucleotide-binding protein subunit alpha-11-like
Exons: 7
Coding region: 209-1303 (364 amino acids)
Biological process (GO): phospholipase C-activating dopamine receptor signaling pathway; adenylate cyclase-modulating G protein-coupled receptor signaling pathway; action potential
Cellular component (GO): heterotrimeric G-protein complex
Molecular function (GO): guanyl nucleotide binding; G-protein beta/gamma-subunit complex binding; G protein-coupled receptor binding
Source: RefSeq, a predicted model, not a curated record
UCCGCGAGUUUUAAAGGAGUUAGAUUCGGUCUCUCUCGAUGCUUCGCUUCUUGUGAAAGGAGUGAAGUUUUGAGCCAUUUUGGGAGAUGUGAAGCACUGCUCUCUCUCUCUCUCUGGCUGACAGCUCUUGCUGCCUGAGUUCAGGGAAGUUUCGCCAGGAGGUGUUUGCUGAGUUUCAGCUGCAUGUGAACACACCAGGGACUCCGGCAUGGCUUCGUGUUGGCGCUGUCUAUCCUGUCGCCGCUGUUUCUGCUGUCUGUCCGAGGACGAGAAAGUGGCGUUUGACAUCAACAAAAAAAUCAACAAGGCGUUAAAACAACAGAAACAGAGACGGAAGCGAGAACUCAAACUCCUGCUGCUGGGCACUGGAGAAAGUGGCAAGAGCACAUUCAUCAAACAGAUGAGGAUCAUCCAUGGGUCUGGAUACUCAGAGGAAGACAGAAAAGCAUUUGCAAAGUUGGUCUUUCAGAACAUUAUCACUGCAGUACAGUCUCUUGUCAGAGCUAUGGACACAUUGAAUAUACAAUAUCAGCUGCAGGAGAAUAAGGAAAAUUCUCAGGUAAUAAAGGAUUUAGAAGCCUAUAAAAUCACUACUCUUGAAAGGCACCAUACAGAUGCAAUUAAAAGCUUAUGGAAUGAUCCAGGAGUGAGAAUGUGUUAUGAACGACGUCGGGAGUACCAGUUGCUUGACUCUACAAAUUAUUACCUGACAGACAUUGAUCGUAUUGCAGCCAGUGAUUACAUCCCAACAGAUCAAGAUGUCUUGAGGGUUCGAGUACCAACAACAGGCAUCAAUGAGUAUUCAUUUAACAUGCAUCAGGUCUCCUUAAGAAUUGUGGAUGUUGGAGGACAGAAGUCGGAGAGGAGGAAAUGGAUUCACUGCUUUGAGAAUGUCAUAUCGGUUAUAUUCCUGGCCUCCCUCAGUGAAUAUGAUCAAGUCCUGGAAGAGAGUGAGAAUGAGAAUCGAAUGAAGGAGAGUCUUGCUCUUUUCCAUUUUAUUUUGAAGUCUGACUGCUUUGUGAAUUCAUCAAUGAUUCUUUUCUUGAAUAAAAAGGAUAUUUUGGAAGAGAAGAUUCUUAGAUCACAUUUAGGAGACUAUUUUCAUGAAUUUGAUGGUGCCAGAAGAAAUGCUUCCGCCGCCAUGAACUUUAUUUUAAAAAUGUACCUGAGGCAAAACGAAGAGAAGCGAAAAAUCUACUGGCACUUCACCUGUGCCACAGACACGGAGAAUAUCCGUAAGGUUUUUAUGGACGUCAGGGACACAGUCUUAUUGCGGAGCCUGGAAGAACUGGACUUAUUGUAGUCAGACAUGAAGAGAUUCCAGUGACCAUUGCCCCUUAAAGAGGCAAAAAUGGGAAUUUUAACCCCCACUCCCAUGCAGCACAGCUGAGAACAUUAGCAAAAUUCCUCAAACAAAUACAGACUGAUGCUCCCAGCAAUGGGAUGAGGCUCUUUACGCUGUUAGAGCACCAGUUUGAAAAGUACCUAAUACCAAAACAAGACAUUUCUGGAAAUAUUUUCUUGAAUAUAUUAAUGUGCACCCCAGAGAGCAACAAAAGCCCGACAGAAGGUCAACCAAGGUGCGAUGGCGAACUAAAAAAGAAAUUAUUAUGUUGCAUUCUGCAUUUGCUAAGGCAAUUGUUUGACCAUCACAAUGUCCUGAAAUAUGUUUUUAAAGCCUGGGUUGUUCCACUGCUUUUUCGCAUUCAGAAAUGAGAGUUUGAACAGUGACUGACUGAUUGCAGAAUCAGCAGUAAAGGGCUAUACCCCAGUAUGUGAGAAGGCCAGGGGGAAAGAAUGUCACUCACAGUUUGUAGGCAGGCAAUGUGCAAUGUUUGUAUGGUGUCUUCAUGUCAAUGUAGAGCCACAGAGCUAUACAGCAUGCAAACAGAUCCUUCAGCCCAACUGACAAGGUAUCUUAAAUUAAUAGAGUCCCAUUUCUCAGCAUUUGGCUCAUAUCCCUUCCUAUACAUGUACCAUCUAGAUACCUUUUAAAUGUUGUAAUUGUACCGGCCUCCGCCACUUCUUCUGGCAGCUCAUUCCAUACACACACCACCCUCUACGUGAAAAAGUUGCCGCUGAGGACCCCUUUAAACCUUUCCCCUCUCACCUUAAACCUAUACCCUUUAGCUUUGGACUUCCCUACCCUGGGGAAAAAUCUUGGCUAUUCUGCCUAUCCAUGCCCCUCAUGAUUUUAUGAACUUCUAUAAGGGAUAGGAAUAGGGUAAAUAGCCAAGGUCUUUAGAAAGCUGUCAGUACCCAAUAUUGCAUUGUUACUACACCGUGCAGCUCCAAUUUGGUGAAUAGCAGUGCCUAAGCUCUACUUUCUGCUCUAGUACACAGUUCUAUGGAUCUACAGGAUCCAUAAUAUGAUGGCAACCCUCCACACUCCCACAUUGACUACCUAAUGGGGCCAUUCUCACAGUGCCCCACUUUGAUGCAUCUAACAGAAAUUGUACAACACGAAGUCUUUUACCUGGGAGAUACCUCAAUGUCGGUCAAACAGCCUUUUCUCCCCAUCUCCAAUACCUCUAGAACUAAGUUUUGAAAGAAAAUGAAAAAAAUUUUUUUCCAUUGACCCCCUGGUCUUCCCCUCAUAUUGCUUUGCAGCAGUGAUCUAGAGAUUAAUCUUUAAUUCUUGGAGACACCAGGGGAAAUCUGGAAGUUUGGCAACCAUGGCAGAUAAAUUGUCAAAUGUCAACAACUUCCUUUGUGAAGAGCUAAAGUGGUGACCAACUCAGUUGUAGUCCAUGCAAACUGAAGAUUCUGAAGUGCUGUAGAGCCAAUGUUUGGCAGCAUGUCAACUCUGGAUUCUGGACCAGCGAAUGAAAAUAAGGACAGCUCUUGAGACAGUUCAGCUAGCCUCCUUUUCUCUACUUCAACUGCCGCCAUUGUCAAUUGACAUUCCAGAAGCAUGUGGAAUCACAUGGACCUGGGCUACAGGUGUCACACAAAAUGCUGUGCAAGGCAAAAAGAUACAUUUUGGCCCAAGUGGCAAUUUUGUGCCAGUAUUUGUGCGCCCGUUGCUUCUUUCCCUCCCCCGACUUUACCUAAUUCUCUGAACCCUCAUUUGUUUAUCCACCUUCCUUUUCUGGUAAGGUGUAAAGUCACACUAUUGUGUGUGAACAGCAACAGAUUACAUUGAACACACUGUAAACAGAGGAUGGUGAAAGAGGCAUGAAAUCCUCUCAACCCAGAGUCCGGUUUCAUGUCAUCUGACAUCAAUGCGUUGUAACACCUUGUACACAGUUGGUAACUGUACCGUGGGUAAGUUUAUCACUUUUUUUAUCACACACCCUGUAAACACAUCUAUAGAGGAGACAGUUGGGCUUGUGGUAAUCUCAUUGGACUGAAGGAUUUGUGUUUGAAUCCUACCAUGAAAGAUGGUGACAUUUGAAUUUAACAAAAAUCUGGCGUGUAAACGAGCCUGGCCCAAUGGUGAUUAUAUAGUCAGUGUUGAUUAUUAUAAAAAUCCAUCUGGUUCAUUAAAAACAAUUAGGAAAUCUGUUGUCCUUACUUGGUCUGGCCUGUAUGUGACCCCAGACCUACAGCCAUGUGGUCAACUACUAACUGUCCUCUGGGUAUUUAGAGAGAGAUAAUAAAUAUUAGCCUGGUCAAUGACAUCCCAUGAACAUUUUUUUAAAUUGCCUCAGAUGCUCUUUUGUGUUAACAAGUUCCACAUUGUAAUUGUUUUCUGAUGAAAAUGUUUCUCUUGAAUUAUCUGCUGGGAUUAUUAGCAGGUGGCAGAUAUUUACAGUCACUAGCUUUUGCCUCCAUAGCAUCAGCCUUCAUACCGCUUUGCAAGUACCGACUUGAUUGGGCCUCUUCUGCACUGGACAAAGUUAAAAAUCACGCAACACCAAAUCACACCAACCUGGUGAUGUGUGAUUUUUAACUUUGUACACCCCAGUCCAACACCGGUUCCUCCAAACCAUCUCUUCUGUACUGUUUGAUUUGAUGAUGCCUGUAGCUUGAUCCCAGUGGGAUUGGUUAGCUCUUGUGGCUGGAAAGUGGGUUUGCAAUGUUGAGUAAUGCCAAAAGUGUGAGUUCGGUUCCCGUGCAGCUGACAUUACCAUGAAGGAUCCUCCCUUGCCUGAGGUGUAGUGCCUCUCAGAUUAAACCAUCACCAGUUACCUCUCUCUUACGAGAAAGCGGUCCUGUGGUCUGGUCAGAUUAGAUGGUGACUUUAGUUUGCAUUUUCACAUCAAAAAUCAGAGUAAGUUUUUUUUUGCAGCAAAAACAUUUAAGGGUUACAUCUCAAUAAGUAUCAUCGUGUUCUUACAGUUCCAUUGACAGCAGUGGUGCAAUAGCAUAAGGUAACACAAAGCUUGUUUGUUUCAACAUCCAAAAGCGAUGUAACAUUAAGUGAAGGCAUUUAACUAUCUAUCUUACUGCAUCUUAAAUAAACUUUUCUAAGCUUCCAGGAUAGAAAUGCUGUAAAGAGAACUGUUUUCAAACUAGCUCACAAAAGCAAACAACGUUAAAGAACUGGUAACUCUGGAUUUUAGUAUUUAACGAGGAAUAAUGUGUGCUUUAAGAGAUGCUUUCUUCCAGAUAUCUGAUUCAAUCUUCUUUGAAGUUUGAGACCUUCUUGAUAGUCCUGUUUUGUACAUCAUCAAAUUAAACAGGAAUUAAUUUUGAUAGAUUAGAGUGAGCAAUUGAUGUGACAGGCCAAAAUCUGCACAAUCUUGGUUUAAGACGAUAAUUAAUGCAACAUGAAGUCUGUGAGCAAAAGGCCUCAGGUCUUUGCCAAGUUGUUCCUGGAACAUUCUAUGACAAAAGAAAGGAGCAGUAUCGUUUCAGCUUCUCAAAACUGGCCAAAGGUGGCUUCAGGCUUUAAUAUUUUUAUACUUAGUUAGGGAUUGUUGUCUAAUUUUCGUGAUUUCACAUUAAUUGUUCACCUCUGCCAUCUGUCCAUGCAAGUGUCAACUCUGUCACCAGCUAUCGUUCAAUGGGCACUAACCACCAUUGAGCUGCAUAGUCCAGAUUAUUCAUUUCUUACUUGACUGCAGUAACUUCACAUGCCAGUCAGAUCCUGUUAUUAUUCAAUUAGCUGCACUUCCUGUGGGGAAAUCAGCAGACAGCAUGCCGGAAACGGUGCCAGUUUCCUUCUUCUUAGUACAGAGCCAUUGAACAUUAAAUGGUUAUUACAUUGUGCAUGCCAGCUGCAAAGGCGUAGAAGAUCAACUGAGAAUUACACCAGCCGCCAUCAGUUUGUGAUCAUACUAUUUGAAUAUGGUGUGCUGAGAAUCUUUUCCAAACGGAUGAUAAAAAAGGAUUGAUUAAUUUAACUAUUGAAGGCACCAUAUAAAUGCACCUUGUUGCUAUUUGCAAAUGGUAGAAUAAGAUAAAGGAAUAUAAUGUGAAAUGCACUCGACUAAAAUGACAAUGUAAGGUAUUGAGGCUGUUGUUUCUUUCUCCAUCUUCUUCUCCAUAUUGAUAUAUUAAUGGAACUGAUUGUGUUCAACAUUUUUGAUAACUUGUAAAACUUCUAAAUUAGAUUGUGAACGUUUCAGCCCAGCAGAUAAAGUCCUUUUAGUGACACUGACUCAAUGUGGGAAGGCUGAAAUUUUGAAAUAGCCAGGUGGUGCUCCCUUAAUUAGCCCGGUACCAUUGACAGUAGAAUUUUAAGCUGCCUGUCUUCCUGUGGAAUGCAUAACAAAUAAUUACUGCAAGGAAAGGAUUAUCAUUUAAUUAAUUAUAAUUCAGUUUAAUCAUGUCAUAAAUAUGUAAGCAAUAAUCUGUGUAUUAUAUAAAUAUGGUUAAAUAUACAGAACAUUUUAUAAUAUGUGGUUUUGUAUACAUUUCCCUCUGUAUUCAUGAUUAAAUGUAUUUCUGUACAAAGUGACCAAACAACUGUAUCUCUGAAAAAUUCUAUUACCUGUGAACCAUACAUUUUCAGACUAGCCACUGAAAUGGGGACCAGAAUUGCUUGAUGUAAAGAGAAUGAACAAUGUUAUGAUUAUAUUUUAGAGAAUUGACAUUUUUAUAAAUAAAUAGUUCACAAAUAUUUAAA